CUGUUAAAGCAGGUUGCUGUGGAGGGGGGUGCCCCACUUUCACCUCAGCAAGGCACCAGGUUUUGGGGAGAGUUUGGCCUUUGCAACAGCUGGGAAAAGCCACCUUUGCAGCCCCAGAGGCUUUCUUGCAGCACAACUUGGGGGGGGGGGUUCGCCCUCCAUGCUCCUCGCUGGCAUUCAGCUCCUCUUGGCCCUGAGUCGUCCAGCCAUGACAGCCAAGUAGGCCAGGAGUCACGCUGGAGGUGAGCCCCCUUGGGCUUGGACGCGCCGACGAGACCCUGAGCCAAGGACUCGGACCGCAGAAGGAGGCCCCGACCUGUGUCAUGGGGUGGCUGCUCUUGAGGCCUAAGGAGACGCCAGACGCCGUUGCUGGGUACUAAGGACACCCUUCCUCCCCAGGGCCCUCCUGGCAUAGACUCACAGCAGUGGGGGCUCGCCUGCCUGCCGACAUGGAGACCAAGAUCCCGCCUGCCGUGACCCCCACCAGCCCCUCCUCCCCGGGGCUGUCCCCUGUGCCGCCCCCGGACAAAGUGGACGGCUUCUCCCGCCGGUCACUCCGCCGUUCCCGCCAGAGGCGCUCCCACAGCUCCUCUCAGUUCCGGUACCAGAGCAACCAGCAGGAGCUCACGCCUCUCCCUCUGCUCAAAGAUGCUCCUGUCUCAGAGCUGCACGACCUCCUGUGCAAGAAGCUGCAGCAGUGCUCCGUCCUCUUCGACUUCCUCGACUGCGUCGCCGACCUGAAGGGGAAAGAGAUCAAGCGGGCAGCCCUCAACGAGCUGGUGGAGUGCGUGGCCACCAACCGUGGCAUCCUCAUUGAGCCGCUCUACCCUGAGAUCAUCAAGAUGAUCUCGGUCAACAUUUUCCGGACGCUUCCGCCCAGCGAGAACCCUGAGUUUGACCCCGAAGAGGAUGAGCCCAACCUAGAACCCUCGUGGCCACAUCUCCAGCUUGUGUAUGAAUUUUUCCUCCGGUUCCUCGAGAGCCCAGACUUCCAACCUUCGGUCGCCAAGCGUUACAUAGACCAGAAAUUUGUAUUGCUGCUACUGGAGCUUUUCGACAGCGAGGACCCUCGGGAGCGCGAGUACCUCAAGACCAUCCUCCACCGCGUCUAUGGCAAGUUCCUGGGCCUGCGUGCCUACAUCCGAAAGCAGUGCAACAACAUUUUCUUGCGGUUUAUCUACGAGACGGAGCAUUUCAACGGCGUGGCGGAGCUGCUUGAGAUCCUGGGAAGUAUAAUCAACGGGUUUGCUUUGCCCCUGAAGACGGAGCACAAGCAGUUCCUGGUCCGGGUCCUCAUCCCGCUGCACUCUGUGAAGUCCCUCUCCAUCUUCCACGCCCAGCUGGCUUACUGUGUGGUCCAGUUCCUGGAGAAAGACGCGACGCUGACCGAGCAUGUGAUACGUGGCCUUCUGAAGUACUGGCCGAAGACCUGCACCCAGAAGGAGGUGAUGUUCCUGGGAGAAAUCGAGGAGAUUCUGGAUGUCAUUGAGCCCUCUCAGUUUGUGAAGAUCCAGGAGCCCCUCUUCAAGCAAGUGGCUCGGUGUAUUGCCAGCCCCCACUUCCAGGUUGCAGAGCGGGCUCUGUAUUUCUGGAACAACGAAUACAUUCUGAGCCUGGUUGAGGACAACUGCCACACGGUGCUGCCCACCAUUUUCGGCACCCUCUAUCGCGUCUCCAAGGAGCACUGGAACCCGACCAUUGUUUCUCUGGUCUACAAUGUCCUCAAGACCUUUAUGGAGAUGAACGGGAAACUAUUUGACGAACUUACGGCCUCCUACAAGGUGGAAAAACAGCAGGAACUGAAGAAGGCGAAGGAACGGCAGGAGCUCUGGAGGCAGCUGGACGAGCUGCAGUUGCGGAAGCUGCAAGGACUGGAAGAGGCCAAGAUGAACCGCAUAAACCUGCAGCACUCCCUGGCUGUGCAGAGCGGAGGGGCCAGCUAGGAGCCCCCCUCCCUCCCCUGGAGCCCCCCACCCCCUGCCCUCCCCACCCACCCACUGUGGCUUGUGGGAGCAGCCCACCCGGGUGCAGGGCCCAUCCCAGAGAGCCGGACGCUCCCUACCCGCCCCCAACCAGCCUGUGCCAAACCAGAGCUCCUGCCUUUCGCUCCUCUUGGGGGGUGGGCCUGGCCCCCACCCACCCAGGGGGGUGACCACGGAGGAGGCCCGUUUGCUGUGAAGCAAAAUGGUCUGAGUGCAUGGCUAUGUUUGCUGGGUGUGGGCAGAAGGAGACAUCGGAGGGGCUCCCCUGCUGGGCUUGUUUUGGGGAGGGGGAAGAAUGGUGGUGAGGGGGGGUCUUAAGAGCUGUGAGGCCAGAGUUUGGGGUGGGGAUCUGGUGGGUGGUACCCAAAGCAAGAUUAAGCAAUAGGCCUCUUGAUCCAAAGCUGCCCUCCCCAUAGUGGUGGGGCUUUCUGUUUCGGAAGAGUGGGGAGCACAAAACAAUGAGGGGGUGUCCUGAUUUUUUGGGGGGGCUCCCUGGCUCCCUAUUGGGGGGCAUAGGGGUGAAGGAGGGAAGCCCCCCUCUAUCUCUGAGGACCUUGUUCACCAAGGCCUAGUCUGGUGGUUUCAAGCCCUAAACUGCUGCCCCCCUCCCCAAGUGGAAGAGCCGCAGCAUUUCUUCUCCCCCCCCCUUCCCCUGUUCUGUCUGCCCCCCCCCCAAUUUGCUCAGCCAGAAACGGAGCAGGAUUUUGGGGAGGAAAGGUGGAAGAGGACUUUCCACAAAAACAGAAAUGGCACGGCUGAGGAGGGAGUUGUAUGUGUGCAGAUCUGGGCCUAUGCAUGCUCUCAUGGGAGGCCGCAGCGGGGGGAGCGCACUGGGGUUCUUCCCUCUGGGUUUAGGGCUGUGGGGGGCUGGCAGCUGCUUUCCCCCUUCAGCAGUUUAUUGGGGGGGGGCGGUGGGGAGUUUGGUGCGUGUCCCCCUGGAAGAGAUUCCUCCCCUCUGGGACUUUUAUAGUUUUCACACUUUUGCAUCUUGGGUGGUCAGGAGUGUGUGGGGAGGGAGAGAGAGAGAGAGAGACUCAGGUGCACUUUGCUUAGAUUCUCACAGCCCCCUAUCCCCCCCCCUGAUGGAGCGUAGCUCUAACACGUUCCCCCGUUCAGCUCCCUAUUUCCACCAAUUAGAAGGGGAGGGAGGGGGCGAUCUUGACGGGAGAAGAGUGUUCAAACUCCUGCACUUUAGAAGGGCUGGUUGUUGCACAGGUGGAAAGCAGGGAUGCCUCUGAUUAUGGGGGGUGGGGGUGGAUAGGAAAUGCUUGCUGGGAAAUUGAGUUUUUUGUGGGGGGGGGGAUUGAGGGUCAGGACAUUUCAAGGGUAAGCAGACCAGGAUGUACCACCUCUCUGCAGGAGGAGGGGGAGGCGGUGGCUGCAAUCUCGCUCCUUCUCUCUCAGGUCUUGCGGCGGGUGGGGGGGGAUGACAACAUUUGGUCUUGUGGGACUCCCCCCUCCCUGACUGGGGCUGGUGGUAGCUGGGAGAAACAUCUGGGGUGUUCCAGGUCCAAAAUACUAGGGUGCUGUGGUUGUGGUGGCGAUAAAGGGGUCGGGGGGGAGGCCUUGGUUUGCUGACUAUAUCAUUCCCCCUCCACCAAAGGGUUUAGUAUCUGUGUGUGGGGAGCAGGGGGGUUUAAAAGCUCCCCACUACCACCACUGCCACCCCUCCCUCUUUGCUCGGCAUGAUGACCUCAAAACAUUAUCUGUAACCAGAAGAAUAGUCACUGGGUGGUUAUUUUGGGGAAGGGGGGGGCAUUGAGUGUAUUACAGUUUUAUUUUUUAGCAGAACACUGAAGCCAGUUGGGCACUGUAGUAUCUGGGGACACCUCCUCUUCUAUAGUCUAUUUAGAUGCCACACUCGUGUAGUUUCCACAGGGGGGGAGGCCCCGAGGCACCCAGGGGUGGGGCGGGUGGGGGGGGGAGGGAGGAUGCUGCAGAAGAGAGCUAUUUUGUUGAAGGGGGGCAGGGGCGUCGUCGGUCUUAUUUAUUAAAAGUUUCGCCCUUGCCCUGUGUUCCUUUUGCUGGACGAGUCUGUAUUCAAUAAAGAGAAACCUUCCAUGUCA
Messenger RNA from Podarcis raffonei (Aeolian wall lizard), 4048 nucleotides. RefSeq names its product protein phosphatase 2 regulatory subunit B'beta (gene PPP2R5B). Gene Ontology annotation, molecular function: protein phosphatase activator activity. Lineage: Eukaryota; Metazoa; Chordata; Lepidosauria; Squamata; Lacertidae. Gene Ontology annotation, biological process: signal transduction; protein dephosphorylation. Gene Ontology annotation, cellular component: nucleus; cytosol; protein phosphatase type 2A complex. The transcript is spliced from 13 exons. The record is from RefSeq and is a predicted model, not a curated record. Bases 450 to 1943 code for a protein of 497 amino acids.